AGUUCAAUCGAAUCGCUAGUGUCAGUGUCAACAAAAAUUACCUUUUGUUGACUGUAAUUUGAAAGUAAUAGAUUACUGUAAAAUUAUUUCCUCAUUACCUUGAACUCUGCAUGAUGUAACUCGAUAUUCAGCUUAUAGAAGGUGUUAUUGUAAAAUAUACUGCAUAAACUAUAAUUCAAAGUUUUUAUAUAUUAAAAUGUUGAUGAAUACUUUUUCUAGUCAGUAGUCUUAUAAUUCGGUUCAUUCAUAAUGACUGUUAAUGUACCAAGUAUGCCCACUGUCAGAAAAUACCGAAGGGAAAGUACUGAAGUCAGCAGCUGUCUCAAAUAUAUGAUAUUUGGUUUCAAUGUAUUAUUUUGGUUGCUGGGAUUAGGAAUUUUAACAAUUGGAGUAUGGGCUUGGAGUGAAAAAGAUAUAUUUAAUAAUUUGGGUAAAGUAGCCAAUGUUGCACUCGACCCUGCUUUUGUAUUAAUAUGUAUAGGAACUGUAACAUUUGUGAUAGGGUUUACAGGUUGUGUUGGAGCCUUAAGAGAAAAUACAUGCCUCUUAGCUACAUAUGCAAUAUUCCUGUCUGUACUUCUCUUAUUUGAAAUGACUGCAGGUAUUCUUGGAUUUAUUUUUAAAGACUGGAUUAAAUCCCAAGCUACUAUUGGAUUUCAAACCUUCAUAAUCCACUACAGGGAAGAUCCUGAUCAACAAAAUUUGAUUGAUUGGAUCCAGGAAGACUGGUUGCAGUGCUGUGGCAUUGAAGGGCCCAAAGACUGGGACAGGAAUAACUAUUUCAAUUGUUCUUCAAAAGAUGUGGGAAGCAGAGAAGCCUGUGGUGUGCCAUUUUCUUGUUGCAAGAGAAAACCAAACGAAAUUAUUAAAAAUAAACAAUGUGGAUAUGAUGUCAGAAAACCCGGAUUUAGUUUUGAUGUAUCCAAAAUAAUAAACGAACAGGGCUGUCUUGAGGCAAUAGAGGAUUGGACAGAAAAAAAUAUGAUUUCAAUAGCUUCUUGCAUUUUUGUUGUGUUGUUUUGCCACAUUUUGGGUAUAUGUUUUGCACAGAAUUUGCGAGCAGACAUUUUUGCUCAGAAAGCUAAAUGGCAUUGACAAUCAAGAACUCCCACUGCUGUUUAGUACAGAACGAUGUAUAGGAUAGCGUGGGAGCCAUCAGCUCAUCAAAUAGAUUUUGUCUGAAAUCUGUCUCAUUGGAUUCAAUAAUAUUUCCAUUUAUUGUAUAUAUUGGGUGAGAGGUAUUUAUCCAGCGUUAUUAUUUUAUGUUAAGAAUCAAUGUUACAGGAAAACAGCAAAUUUAUUCAGGGAUCGAUAGUAAUUAUUACCUAACUCUGAAUUUAAAAUUUAAAUCAAUGUAAAUAAUUAUUUGAAUAAUUCACUUAUACAUCUUUUUAUCUAAGAUAUUUUGAAGUAUAAAAUGAAACAAGUUUAUGACAGUGUUGAUCGAUCUUACCUCUAUAGCACCCUGCGUCUUUUUGGCAUUCCAAAUAGAACGAGGUCUCAGGCAAGGAGACGCCCUCUAGUGUACCCUCUUCAACAUGACACUAGAAUGAAUCAUCAGAAAUAUCGAAGUUAAUAGAGGAGGAACUCUGCUCAACAGAACAGUGCAGUCGAAGGGAAUGUGAACCGAAGGAAAGCUUUGAGCAGCUAGAGGAAGAAUCCUGGAGAGCGGGGGUCACCAUUAACGAGUCCAAAACAAAAUACAUCGUUAUGUCAAGGAGCAGAAGAUCUCCUCCGGGGGCUUCCGAAGUGGGCUCGAAAAUGUACACUCGUUUAAAUACCUAUGAUCACUAGUGACCCAAAAUAAUGACAACUCGAUGGAAAUAAGAGAACGUGUGAAAGCGGGGUAUGGAGAAUACUUCAGUCCCUAACGACUACUAAAGUCACGUUUACUGAAUUGGAGAACGAAAUAGCGAAUCUAUCGCAUAAUUCUCCGCCCGGUUGUCAUAUACGCUAACGAGACCUGGGUGUUGAACAGCCGCGAGGGACGGCUACUCAACACGUGGGAGUGAAAAAUCUUACGCCGAAUAUAUGAACAAGUGUGCGAGCAGAGCAUGUGACGCAGCAGUACAAACGUCUGUGAAUACCCCAGCCUGGAGACGAAGUCAAGAGGAUCAGACUCGGUUGGCUAGGCCACUUGGAGCAUAUGUUUGAGGAGCGGUGGUGCACAAAGCAGAAGUUUAAGGGCCAGCGACUGCCUAGUUGACCGCACAAACGAUGACUGGAUAUUAUCAAACAGGUUCUUCAGCAGCUAGGUUUAAAAGGGUGGAGACGCCGAGCGUUGGAUCGUGAUGACUGGAGGAAUAUGGUGGAUGAGGCCAGUAGUAAUAAAAUCAUCUUGGUUUUUGUUCGGGGUAAAAUUGAAAAAUAAAUUGGUUUCACCAAACUAACCCUUAAUGACUCGAUUAAGGAUUUUAGCAUGUUUUUAGUAUGUUAGAUAUAAUUCUUCAUUGCUUAUUAAAUUGUGAAAUUAUUUGAUUUGGUAUAAAAUUUCAUUUAUAAAUAGGCAAUAGAGAAAAUAAAUAAUUUGGUUGGAUUUAAUAUACCUAAAGGGUUAGGUUAGGUUAUAAAAGAUUUAAUAAAAUUUUGAAUAAAUUAUAAAAAUUACUCAUGAAGAAGUUUUUAGAAGUGAACAAAAAAAUUAGAUUUUUGCUUUUCAUUACAAUACAUUGUAAAUAACUAUAAUUUUUUAAGGUAUGCUUGAAAAAUAGCAAGACAACGAGCAAUGUAAUGCAAGAUGUAUUUAUCAACAGUUGGCUUUGAAGGGGUAUUCUGGUUUAGAAGCCUAAAUUUUAGGCAUUUUUAAAACUAACGUGAAAAAAAGAAAAA
Molecule: messenger RNA, 2829 nt
Organism: Diorhabda sublineata
Lineage: Eukaryota; Metazoa; Arthropoda; Insecta; Coleoptera; Chrysomelidae
Product: tetraspanin-5
Exons: 9
Coding region: 250-1095 (281 amino acids)
Biological process (GO): protein localization to plasma membrane; protein maturation
Cellular component (GO): membrane
Source: RefSeq, a predicted model, not a curated record